AUGUCGAAAAUUUGGUCGAAAACGGAUAACGAAGGUGAUAAUGAUAUAUGGGAUGAUACGGAAUUGAUCAAAAUGUACGAGGAGUCGAUUAGCUCCACUUAUAGCAAAGUUCGAAAAAAUACAGUGAAUACAAAGGAGUACGUUGGAGAAGAUGGCGUCAAAUACGAGUGGACCGUCGGUCAAAAGUGUAUGGCGCCGUAUUCGGAAGACGAGACUGAAACUGAGCCUAGCGAAUGGUUCCCGGCGACGAUCAACUGGAUCUCGUCGAUCAAUGGAGACGUCGGUGUGACUUUCGAAGGUUAUGGAAAUGACGAGAUCGUCGAUAUUAGCACUCUGUGGCUGGAAGAAGAAGCCGCUGGUGUUGAACAAGAGCAGACUGAAGAUAUUCAGAUGACAUCUCCAGCGCCGUCGGCGUCGCCAAAAAAGGAAGGCGCACAAAAAAUGACAAACGGACUUCCAAAGAUCCCCGUCAUUGCUCCACCACCACCGCCAGCGGCUCUAAGCGGAGUGCCACCAACCGAGGUUGAAGCUCUGAGCAGCAUGCUCAUGAGCUGGUACAUGAGCGGUUAUCACACCGGUUACUAUCAAGCGAUGACCGAAAAGCGAGGAAAACAGUAA
This is a messenger RNA of Caenorhabditis bovis, 618 nucleotides long. The record is from the annotation of a GenBank genome assembly. Lineage: Eukaryota; Metazoa; Nematoda; Chromadorea; Rhabditida; Rhabditidae.